Molecule: messenger RNA, 570 nt
Organism: Penicillium arizonense
Lineage: Eukaryota; Fungi; Ascomycota; Eurotiomycetes; Eurotiales; Aspergillaceae
Product: copper transporter family protein
Exons: 4
Coding region: 1-570 (189 amino acids)
Biological process (GO): copper ion transmembrane transport
Cellular component (GO): membrane
Molecular function (GO): copper ion transmembrane transporter activity
Source: RefSeq, a predicted model, not a curated record
AUGGAUAUGUCAAUGGGCACUACCACAUCUGCCACACCGGCCGCGACCUCUUCCGCUUCGAGUAUGAGUAUGGACAUGGGCGGCGGCGGUCACUCAUGCAAGAUUUCAAUGUUAUGGAAUUGGAACACAGUCGAUACAUGCUUCAUCGCCAAAUCAUGGCACAUAACCUCCAGAGGAAUGUUCGCAGGUUCUUGUAUUGGCGUUAUCUGUCUCGUUAUCUGCCUGGAGUUCCUUCGCCGAUUGGGAAAAGAGUACGACCGUCUUCUUUUGAGACAGCACAAAUCAAAGGUUGCGGCGACGGAAACAAACCAGGCUUCUUCUGCAAAAAUCCCAUCGUUUGGGUUUAGGCCUACGGUUUUUCAACAGAUGGUUCGAGCUUUGCUGCAUAUGUGUCAAUUUGCUGUGGCGUACUUUGUUAUGCUCCUUGCGAUGUAUUACAAUGGGUACUUCAUUAUCUGUAUCUUCAUUGGUGCAUAUAUUGGCUCGUUUAUCUUUACGUGGGAGACCAUUAGUUCUGGUGAUGGGAAGCAGACAAGUGUAGCAAACGAGUCAACUGUCUGCUGUGGCUGA